Molecule: messenger RNA, 1687 nt
Organism: Syngnathoides biaculeatus (alligator pipefish)
Lineage: Eukaryota; Metazoa; Chordata; Actinopteri; Syngnathiformes; Syngnathidae
Gene: gpatch3
Product: G patch domain containing 3
Exons: 7
Coding region: 50-1612 (520 amino acids)
Biological process (GO): negative regulation of RIG-I signaling pathway; negative regulation of type I interferon production; positive regulation of DNA-templated transcription
Molecular function (GO): nucleic acid binding
Source: RefSeq, a predicted model, not a curated record
CGGUUAAUGGGAGCUCCAGCGGAAGUGUCGUAUUUUGCCGUUGGAAAAAAUGGCGACGACGGAAAACAUGGCGGAUUCUCCGGGCGUCUUCUUAGUUAUUAGCAAUAUUCCCAUCGCUUUCCACUCGGCGGAUCUCCGGAAUUAUUUCAGUCAGUUCAUAGAGAGCGGCGGCUUCGUUUGUUUUCACUACCGCCACCGGCCAGAGGUACACCGGGAGCCUCGACCGUGCGGAGACAGCGAGGACGACGGCGACAAGUCGUCCGGUAGCGACCUCGCAGGAGGGGCGCCGGCAGCGGCUGAUGACAACGGCAGCAAAAAGACCAAGCGGGCGGCCAAAACGUGCUGUUGUGUCGUGUCCGUCCACGACAAGCACGCCGACAGGUUCGUCAAGAUGUACGCGGGGAACCACUGGAUCGACUCCAAGGGCAACUGGUUGAGCAGAAAAUGUGUCAUCAAAAGAGUGAAGGUCUCACAACAUAACGAUGACAAGCAGUUCCCCUAUAAGACGAGGUUGGAGCAGCGCCACCGGGUGUCCACAACCGAACACUUCACCCUCUCCGACCUCAAGACCUUAUCCGAGCUCAAUCCGCCCGCCCUGAUGCGGUACGGCAACGUGGGCACCUCGGUCAAAGUCUUCCUGCAGCUCAUCCAGUCCUGCCGCCUGCCCCCCCGCCUCAUCCGCAAAUUGGGCCUCACGUUCCCCAAGACCGGCUCCAACCGUCGCUACGGCAACGUGCCUUUCCAGUACCGGGACACCUACACGCUACCGGCAACAGAAGAGACGGUUUUGACAGCGGCCGGCCACGAGAUAUGUGGGCCGGGCUCUUUGGCCGCCCCGACGUCGGCGGGGGCGCGGCGGGAUGACCGCUGCGAGACAGCGGAAGAGACUGAUGAGCCGAACACAGAAGAAGAGGACGACGAUGUGCAGUCAAACGCUGAUGAUGACGACGACCGCUGCGAGGAGUGGGAACGUCACGAAGCGUUGCGCGACGACGUCACCAGCCAGGAGCGGAGCAAAGAGAGGCUGUUCGAAGAGGAAAUUGAGUUGAAGUGGGAAAAGGGCGGCUCGGGCUUGGUGUUCUACACCGAUGCUCAAUACUGGCAGGAAGAAGAAGGAGAUUUUGAUGAGCAAACAGCGGACGAUUGGGAUGUCGACAUGAGCAUCUACUAUGAUAAAGACGGAGGUGACAUGGACGCCCGGGACUACGUCCGAAUGCGACUGGAGAAAAGACUUCGGGAUGGUCUUGAGGACGGGUCGGCACACAAUCAGGCCAUUGGCAGUUUUGAGAGGUUCACAAAGGGUUUUGGCCGCCGCGUGAUGGAGAAGCAGGGCUGGAAGGACGGUGAAGGCUUGGGGAGCAGUCAAACGGGGAUUCCUGACGCGCUGGAGAACGAAGGCAAACAUCCUUACUGCAAACGGGGGUUUGGAUAUCAUGGAGAAAAGCUACUCUUACAUCCUGGUAAAAAGCCCAGAAAAGACUUCCAUGUAACUACAAUCUACGAUCAACCCAAAGACGUUGAUAAAGGCGACGCUCUGCUCAGACGUCAACCGAACACCAGCAUGAAGUACAGAGGCUGGCAGCCAGGGGGCAGCGUUGGCCCACGAAGAUGACUAAAACUGUUUUAUUUUGGAGUUCAUGUUUAUACUGGAUCUUGUUUUUGUUCGUUAUAAAUUUGAGUACCCUCA